This is a messenger RNA of Pteronotus mesoamericanus, 6885 nucleotides long. RefSeq names its product calcium/calmodulin dependent protein kinase ID (gene CAMK1D). Gene Ontology annotation, cellular component: cytoplasm; intracellular anatomical structure. Gene Ontology annotation, molecular function: calcium/calmodulin-dependent protein kinase activity; ATP binding; calmodulin binding. The transcript has 11 exons. The coding region runs from base 337 to 1404 and encodes 355 amino acids. The record is from RefSeq and is a predicted model, not a curated record. Gene Ontology annotation, biological process: peptidyl-serine phosphorylation. NCBI's taxonomy places the organism in Eukaryota, Metazoa, Chordata, Mammalia, Chiroptera, Mormoopidae.
GAAAGUGAGGCUGGCAACCCGUGGCAAAGAAGCCGGGCGAGCGGCGGCGGCGGCAGGAAGUCUGUGUCAGAGACGAGCAGAAAUACGAGCCAGGGAGGGACCGCGGCGGCGGCGAGAGUGAAAGAGGAAACUGCAGAAGAGGAAGCACUGCCGCUGCAGCAAGUCUCCGGCUGCCGUGCCGAGCAUCCCCGCGCCGCCGGCCCCGGCCCUCCGGGACCCCGCUGCGCCCGCGCCGCCGCCCCCGUACCGCCGCCGGCGCCCCCUCCUCAGCGCGCCCGCCCCGACCCCGGCAGCCCGGCCGCCCCGCCUCGCCGCGCACGCCGCCCCUCGUCUGCCAUGGCCCGGGAGAACUGCGAGAGCAGCUCCUCCUGGAAAAAGCAAGCGGAGGACAUCAAGAAAAUUUUCGAGUUCAAGGAGACCCUCGGAACCGGGGCAUUUUCUGAAGUGGUCUUAGCCGAAGAGAAGGCAACUGGAAAGCUCUUUGCAGUGAAGUGCAUUCCUAAGAAGGCGCUGAAGGGCAAAGAAAGCAGCAUAGAGAAUGAGAUAGCCGUUCUCAGAAAGAUUAAACAUGAAAACAUCGUUGCCCUGGAAGAUAUUUAUGAAAGCCCAAAUCACUUAUACUUGGUCAUGCAGCUUGUGUCUGGUGGAGAGCUGUUUGAUCGGAUAGUGGAGAAGGGAUUUUACACCGAGAAAGAUGCUAGCACUCUGAUCCGCCAGGUCUUGGAUGCUGUCUACUAUCUCCAUAGAAUGGGCAUCGUCCACAGGGACCUCAAGCCUGAAAAUCUGUUGUACUACAGUCAAGACGAGGAGUCCAAAAUAAUGAUCAGUGACUUUGGACUGUCAAAAAUGGAGGGCAAAGGAGAUGUGAUGUCCACGGCCUGUGGGACCCCCGGCUACGUUGCUCCCGAGGUCCUCGCCCAGAAACCUUACAGCAAAGCUGUUGACUGCUGGUCCAUCGGGGUGAUUGCCUAUAUCUUACUCUGUGGCUACCCUCCUUUUUAUGAUGAAAAUGACUCCAAGCUCUUUGAACAGAUCCUCAAGGCGGAGUAUGAGUUUGACUCCCCCUACUGGGAUGACAUUUCGGACUCUGCGAAAGACUUCAUUCGGAAUCUGAUGGAGAAGGAUCCAAAUAAAAGAUACACGUGUGAGCAGGCAGCUCGGCACCCAUGGAUCGCAGGUGACACAGCCCUCAACAAAAAUAUCCACGAGUCCGUUAGCGCCCAGAUCCGGAAGAACUUCGCCAAGAGCAAGUGGAGACAAGCGUUUAACGCCACAGCCGUUGUGAGACAUAUGAGAAAACUGCACCUCGGCAGCAGCCUGGACAGUUCAAAUGCAAGUGUUUCGAGCAGCCUCAGCCUGGCCAGCCAAAAAGAUUGUGCGUCUGGCACCCUCCACGCUCUGUAGUUUCAUUUCCUCUUCGUCAGGGGUCUCAGGAGUGGGAGCGGAGCGGAGGCCGAGGCCCACCACUGUGACGACAGUGCACUCUGGAAGCAAGUGACUGGCUCUGGAGGCGGGGCCCAGGGGCGGGGCCUCGGGCAGAGCCAGGGACGGGAGCCCCGAGGGGCCACCCGCGCCACCAGCCACUCCAGAGUGAUCCCACCUUGCAUGGUGCACCUUCCUGCACAGGACUGGAAGACAGAAGUUUUUUUAUGGCCAUAUUUUAUACUGCAAUUCUGAAGUGUUCAUUUCUCAUAAACUGUACUGGCUCAAGGGAGCUGAUUUAAUAGGAUCUGGUGCUGUACAUAUGAAUCUUGCAAAGCUCUAAUGGAACGAACUUCUGUGUCCUCUCCCGGCUUCUGUCAUUUCUGCUUUUCUCAGUAUAGGUAACCAUCUAUGUUGUAUUUUUUCAUUAAUGACAAAAAAAAAGGUUUCAACUGGAUUAUUUAAGUAUUGGUAAAUAUUGUGCAUUAGGGUUUAUUUUUUCCUUUUAAGAUACAUGUCCUUGCAAUCUGUACUUCUUGGUUACAUGACCUAUAUCUUUUGCUUGUCAGUAGCAGAGUUUUAUGUUAACCCUUAAGAAAUUUUGUUUCCUCCAAGUCAAGUUUCAAGGUAUGGAAUAUUUUCCGAAUUUCUAAUAAGAGGUUUGAGAAUCUGUCUCCAAGGUGAAGAGUGCACUUUACUUCUAUCCCUUCUCUCUCUGUCGCCAUCCUUGGAGGGGCCGCACUCUGAGAAGACACCUCCGCGGUUCUGCAGGCCUGUCUUCCCUCUGGGCGCUUUGGGAGGGAACCCUUCCUGGCAGCUCCUCUGACAAACCCCCGCCAGCCCGAGAAACCCAGGGGCCUCUUGCCAUCAGCAUUCAGAAAUGAAGAAGCCUGCUCCCCCGAGACUUUAGAAGCUAGACUUGCUGUGAAGGAGGUGCCCGUCCGGCAGACGUGUAAGGACUUUCUCACAAAAGGAACGAGACGCCGUUCUGUUUAACGGGAACUUUCCACGCUGCUUAUUUCUCAUGAGGGGUAACCCAUGAAAGCUCUGCUCUCAGCUAUGCAGUUUUCAAAUUAAUCUCUCUUUCUCUCUGUUUUUUUAAAAAUGCAUUUCUAAUCUUACGCUUAAAAUGACCUCCAACUCACAUAAGUUGUUUCUGCAUAUUUUUACUCUGUUCUUGUAUGAAUAUUAUCUGGAAGAGGAGAGGGAAAUGGCCUUGGAAGAGAAUCCAUUUAUCUGGGGUGGUGAGGAGAGGUGACCUGCCAAGCCAGCGGGACACUGGCUGAAGUGAUGGCCAGAGACUGUCUCAGCCAGGCUCAGCGGGCACGUGAAGCUGUCCCUCUGACCAGGGCCAUCUGAAAGCCAAAGACCUGUGAUCGUUGUCGCCAAAGGCCCAGUUAGCCAGGGACUGAAGGAUUUCUGGGGCGUAGCACUUUCAGUGCUAAAAUGGGCAAUGGCCCGGGCAAACCGGGCCACGGCAUUCACCCGAGCGGUGGGUAGGUGUGCAAGACAGAGCGGUGCAGUGUGAAAUCCAGGGCAGACUGCUUUUCAAGGAGGACUCAAGGGCGCUGUCUCAGAGGCAGGCAGGUGGCUCCAGGUGCCGACUCUGCAAAAGCCCUCCGUCAGCGCCGUGCGGCGCCCUGAGCCUGCGUUCCGCGCAGUCAGCCCGAGCCCAUUGUGGGCCCCUGUAGGUCCACUGUUGUCCUCACGCCCUGCUCCUGCAGUCGGCCAAACUUGGCAGGUCCUGUUGGUCAAUCCGUCUUCAUCACUUGCACGUCUUUGCCUAUGUCCAGGCCAGAUGUUGAGGGAUAGCCUCCCUAACGCACACACACCCAGUGUCAGGAGGUUCAGAGCUCCAUUUGCCUCUGUUAGGGGGGCAGUGCAGGUUUGCGAAGAGCAGCUGGAAAGACAGGCAGCCGGUCUACCCUGUUCCCACAUAACGUCAGAGGCACUCGGCCCCUGGGAGGGAAUCCCACUUGGCAUCUGCCACACAUGCAACCAGAGUAGAAUCAGGCUAUCGCUCUUCAAAAUCUGUAAAAAGCCUUGAAACCUAUAAAAUGACAACAGACCCAGUUGCAAAACAAGUGUCGGCUGAGUUGGAUCUGUAUCAAACCCACCCCCAACCCUCAUGCAAUAGCAUGAAUUUUGUAAAGAAAAUCUGAGGAACUGGAGGCAUCUCUCCAGGAGGCUUAGUAGGAUAUUGCUUAUUAAUGAGUGUGAUGGAACCUGAAGCUUCUACAAUAUCAGAAAACAAGUAAUUAGAUGUCAUGGGGGUGAAAAUUUGCCUGAAUUUCAUACCUAUAACACGGGCUGCAUAGUCAUCCAUUCAUGGUACUGUGCGUGAUAUGCAGGCAGUUGCAUUGGGAAAGCAACAUUUGAAACCAAAUUCCAUUAUUGGUGAUUACGUUAUUUUCCAGAGCUGAUACAUGGCGUGCAUGUUAUAUUCAGUUAGUUUGAAAGUGUGUCUUACCUUAAAAGUGCGGAACAGCCGAAAGGCAGGUCCUGCAGCCAGUGUGCCCCUUGUGGCUCGGGUCGGCCCCUGGCCAUGCUCGGCCUGUAACACAUCAGGACACAGUCACACAGUGUCCGGGGAUGGUGACGGGCUUCGUCCCAAAGGUUGAACUCAACAUCAGGCAAAUCCAUACCAUCUCGGUGCCACCAGAGUUAGAUUACUUCCUCUUGUUUUAUGAAGAGGAGAAAAUAAUUACCGUAUGGAAGAACUUUUAAACUUUUGAGAGAACAUGAGUGGCAUAAGGCAUAAAGGCUAGAGGUUCUCUUUCAACUGUGUUUGCUAUUACUUAUGCUUCAUUAGCACAUGGGAAGAGAACCCAGAAUGUGCCUUUUGUUAAGACCUGCCCAGUGGGUGACAGAGUCCCAGGACCCUCGACGAUGUCUGAUUCCACCAACAGUAGCCGAGCAUCUCAUAUGUGCUCCCAGUUUACACUCACCCUCCAGCCAGUGUAUGGCUGAGGCUAAGGGAGGACCACUGGUCCCACCACAGCCUUCCCUCUCACCAAGCCCCCCAUUUGGUCUCUUCACCUUCUGAGAACAAGUGGAUUUUUUCUCGAGUAUUACAUUUGAAACAGUGCCCUCGAAUGGUCUCUGCAGCUCCCUAUUUGUGCCUCCCUCACUUCCCUGACCUUCAUCUCACCAUAGAGGCCAUAGGCGAAGCUCAAAUUUGAAACAGUGAGCGUGUGCCCACACGCAGGUCCCCGACAGACCAGCAGCUUAUCACUUAACCAGGCCCCCGGAGUCCAGACUGCUCACUGCUGUCCCUCAGUGAGCACCCUGGGGUCCGGAGCGUUGGGCUGGGGUCGGGUGGAAGCAGCUGGAGCUGAGAGGGGCAGGAUCUGCCCGUGGAAAGUGCCCAUGACCAUGGACACCCUCAAAAAAAGAUGCCCAGAGGAACCAACAGCUAGCCAGAGCUGCUCCGGACAGUUUGGCCACCUCCUACUGCCCCCAGCACAACAGGGGAAUAGAGAGGAUAUGUCCCCUUCAUGUUCCCUUUUCAAAGAAAACUAUGCAGAAAGCAUGCCCCAGAAAGCAUGCAUGGCCCUGUGUUCUUGACUAUGGCAGUGAUUCCAGCCCCUUCUAAAAUCUCACCACAGGAGUGGAGCAGCUCCACCGGCGCGGAGCUUGGCCUUCGAGGGUCCCCUCUCCAGCUAGCUCUUAGCAUAGUGUCCCAGGAACUUGGCAGUCGGCGUGGAGCAGAAGACCCCUCUGGCUAAGCAGGCCAGGUGCUGGCACUGAGGAAGCAUGAGCCAUCUGAUGAAAGGGAUUAGGAACGUGACCCUAAAACUCAGUUUACCUGCACUAAUCUCAUCCUACUCACUUGUCUGCCUUGGUGUCCAGCAUGGCUUGGAUGGAUUGUGGGUGGGACAAGGGGACUCCCCUUUAGAACAAAAGCCAAGGACACCAGAGAUGAAGGGAGCCUAAGGAACCCCCCUGAAAGGCGAUUGGCCCUCCCUCAAGGAAUAAGAGCUUAAUCUGGGUAACUCGCUGGGGUUCGACAGUUCAGGAGCCGUUUGAAGCAGAAAGAAAAGACUGUAUCCCAGUGGAGAUAACUCAGUACUGUUAAGGCUUUGGCCUCUGUGGCCCUGUGGCCCGCCCAGAGCCUUGGCCGCUAUUGCUUUCACUCGGGAGAAGCCACACUGAACCACCAUCACUGCGGGGCUGAGGACAGGAGCUCUGGGUCGUCACCUCUGUGCUCCUGCAAGCGACGUGCCCUGCUUUGUGCAAUCUCCACAGCGUGCUGCGGUUGCCUUUGAAUUUGAGAAAGGGGAGCAAGGGCUGGCCAAGGGCAGCUCCUUCCCCUUCCACGAACGGAAAUGACAUGCGCUCUUUCCCAGGGUCGCACGGUAGCGUCUGGCCAGUGAAAUGAAGGUUCUCUGACUCAACCAGUGCACGCGAAGCCUUUGCAUGUUCUUCUGAAACAAGGCCACUUCCCUGUUCUGUCUACUCACACUCGGCAGUUUGCCUUUUCCUUAACACAUUCCAGACCAAAACACUGUUUAGUUUGACUCCAAAAUGUGUGUAACUGUACGAAUCCACCAUUCUUUGGGGUGGGCGUCCGGUUCUAGUUGGGGACUUCAAGUGUACCUGACGUUUGCAAAAAAAAGUGUUCCUCCAGUCCUUUGGUUUUCAGAAUUGAAAAAUGUUAAGAUAGGAAAGGUGAAUCGGGCAAAAGCUUCCUAAAAGGAGAGAGACAUUACCUGAAGACUGAAGAAAACUAGCCUGUAGGUGAGCUAGCUACUGUGGACAGCAGACAGGGAGGAGAAAGAAGAUGGAGGCCCACGCCCCCUUUAGCCCAAACCUUCAUUGUGGUCCCCAUGCCUCGCGAUCUGCCACCAGGCCUGGGCACAGCCUCCCAGCCCCGCCGUGAGGAGGGCCCUGCAUGCUGGUCGAGGCCUGGCCCGCCAUGGGAGGGCAGAGCGGCCCCACCCCCAGCGUUCCCUGCACAUGCGGCGGGAGCCACCCCACUUGGGCUUUGGGGCUCCGCAUCGACAAACCCAAAGGCUGCGCAUUUGGCGGCCAAACCCACAGCAUGUGGCUGCCAGGUAUGGUUUUGUGGACAAAGUGAAGCGUGGAAUGGCUUCUCUGUAUCUUUCUACACCAAAGGGACAAACUGUUGCAUUCACCCUUUGUACUAAAACGCUUCUGCAUUCGCCAUAUUCAUUUUUAACCUUUUGGUCUCCAGGGAACAUCUACAAUGAUUAUGUCUUCUGAUUAUUUACCGAAUUAUUUCACUUAGAGGUGAUUUUAUUUUCUUAUUGACAGGAAAAAAGAAAACAAGAGGAGUGUUUGAGGCUUUAGUCAUAGCGAUAAGAUGUCACCAGGGACUCGAAAGCCCUUAAUGCUAGAUAAAUUACUUCUCAGAGGAUAAAUUACUGGACAGGCGGAGGCUCCUCGGCCCUCGGGGAGGCCCGCACUCGGGAGCAGGGGCAGCCAGGCUUGGAAGGGGGC